AGGGUUGUCUGCUGGUGCUGUUGGAGUUUAGAGAUCUGUGGUUUGAGUGAGUCUUUUAAGGCAGUCUUUGGUCAGUCUUUGGUGAGAGCUGGUGAUAGUAGUGUCGGCAGCAGUCUAUUGAAGGCAUUGAAAGUCAGAUAAGUUGUGUGUUUUUUAUUUGUUGUUAGUUGCUGUUGAGUUUGUUGUUUGCUUGGGAGUUAUUGUGCCUGUGCUGUUGGAUUUGUUGUGCUUGUGAGUUUCUGUUGAGUUAUAUGAGAGUUGUUGUGGUUGAGGGUUAUUGUUGGGGGGCUGUUGUGGUUUCUUGGUGUGGUUGUGAGUUGUUGAGGGUUGUUGUUCGUGAGCUGUUGUGAUUCCUUUUUUUGUUGUUGGUGAUUGUUUGUACAUUGGUCUUUUGUUGUGGUUGUGUUCCUUGUUGUUGUUGUGUUGUUGAGUUGUGGUCCAGGGUUGUUGGGUUGUGGUUCUUGGUUGUUGUUGUUGUUGUUGUCUCAGUGACCUUGACCAGCAGACAGCACAGCAUAGCCUGGCGUAUCUGGAGUUGGAUGCACUUCAUGUGAAUUUCAGUCAAACAGUUAUUUAGCUUUACAUGAUGAAUGCUCACAGUGUAAAGAGUGAUCUCCAGAUUCCCAACUGUGAGUCUUUGUCAGACCCAUCAGAUGUAAAUGCAACAUCUCUAACUAUCCAAAAUGGCUUUAGUCAGAAAGCAAUACAGAAAAGAGACCUGAAAGACCUGCGGAAGUUCAAAGCAGAGCAGGUUAGAUUGAUGAAACCUAGAGACAUAAAAGAGCCAUUUGAAAGAAUGAAAAUAAGCAAUUCAGAGUUUCUUAAUGAGCUGACUGGCCGUGAAUUGUGUUCUAAGUGUGGAAAAUCAAGAAAAUAUUUCUGCUAUACAUGCUACAUCCCAGUGAUAACUAUUGCUGAUAGAGUACCCAAAAUCAAGCUACCUUGUAAGAUUGACAUACUAAAACACCCCAAAGAAAUUGAUGGAAAAAGUACAGCUGUUCAUGCAGCUGUCAUUGCACCAGAGGAUGUUCGGAUUUUUAUAUACCCCGACAUUCCUGAUUACACACUUGAGGACAAUGUACUAUUGAUAUUCCCGGACAAGAAUGCAGUCCCUCUAGAGGACCUGUGGUCACACCUUGAUAAGCAGGCUAUUAGAAAACCACAUGAGCCAGAUGUCAAGCGUACUAAACAACACCUACCUUUUACAAGAGCGGUAUUUAUUGAUUGCACUUGGAAUCAGACAAAGAAAUUACACAAUGAUGAACGGGUCAAAGGUUUAACUUGUGUAGAACUUAAAGAAAGGGAGACAUUGUUUUGGAGAUAUCAACGAGGGAAACCAAAUACAUUUCUUGCUACAGUUGAGGCCAUAUAUUAUUUUGUUGUAGAUGUUCAUACUAAUGUACUAGGAUCUAAGUAUGAAAAUCAGUAUGAUGAUUUAUUAUUUUUCUUCAAGUUUAUGUUUGAAAAAAUACAUUCUCUGUAUGGUCCAAAUUCUCUGUUGGCUUACAAAGAUAUUUAGCAUUAGCUAAAUUGAAGUAAUGUUAUACAUACUGUUUUGAAUAUUAAUAAAGUUCAUGAGGUUA
Molecule: messenger RNA, 1583 nt
Organism: Macrobrachium nipponense
Lineage: Eukaryota; Metazoa; Arthropoda; Malacostraca; Decapoda; Palaemonidae
Product: tRNA-uridine aminocarboxypropyltransferase 1-like
Exons: 5
Coding region: 584-1519 (311 amino acids)
Biological process (GO): tRNA modification
Cellular component (GO): nucleus
Molecular function (GO): tRNA-uridine aminocarboxypropyltransferase activity
Source: RefSeq, a predicted model, not a curated record